AUGGCUGAUAAUAAUGAGGCUGUUCUGUUCUGGUUAGAACAAGAACCAGUGGACGGUGUUGACUUUGUGUAUCUCCCUGCUGACACACCCAUGAGUCGACCUUCGCCCAAAGUGAGUUACCAGAUGCACAAGAUUAAGGAACUCAGAAAGCAAAGAGCGGUUGAACGUUUAAAAGCGUAUCAUUUCGAACAGUGUGCUGAUCGCAGACAACAGUUGGCGCAAUGCGUUGUGCGAGAGGAAUUACCGAACCAACACCAGGAGGUUUAUGAAAAGGUAGACUCAGCUUCCCAUUUAAAAGAGGUUAUACCCGACAUUUUACAGUUAUUGGACGAUAUUCAACGUUUGAAAGAAGGAUCCCUCACGGUCGAUGCGUUUCGUCAACCGGAACCUACGGAGGAGGAUCUACAGGCAAAACAGAAGAGGGCCAUCAGGGAAAAGGUGAAGCAAUCUUAUUCUGACUGUAUAGAUGAGAAGGUGAAUGAACAGCAACACAAUCUCAAACAACUGUAUAACCAUAGGCUCAGUCUAAUCGCACCUCAACUACUACAACAACAUCACCAGCACCACCACCAGCAGCAACAGCCACAACAACAACAGCCACAGCAACAACAGCCACAGCAACAUCAUCAUCAUCAGCAGCAACAACCCAUCGAUGUUGCACCUACGCCGCCACUACCACCACGCGUAUCUCAAAGAGAUCCUCGCGAACGAAUCGCAGAGGAAUACCCAUCUCGAACCCAAUCAUAAUAAUUCUAUGUUUUUUCUUUUCUUUUUAUG
This is a messenger RNA of Mucor mucedo, 777 nucleotides long. RefSeq lists its product as uncharacterized. The coding region runs from base 1 to 747 and encodes 248 amino acids. The record is from RefSeq and is a predicted model, not a curated record. NCBI's taxonomy places the organism in Eukaryota, Fungi, Mucoromycota, Mucoromycetes, Mucorales, Mucoraceae. The transcript is spliced from 3 exons.